This is a messenger RNA of Pleuronectes platessa (European plaice), 1012 nucleotides long. Its product is annotated as histone H2A. Lineage: Eukaryota; Metazoa; Chordata; Actinopteri; Pleuronectiformes; Pleuronectidae. The transcript has 2 exons. The record is from RefSeq and is a predicted model, not a curated record. Bases 193 to 579 code for a protein of 128 amino acids. Gene Ontology annotation, cellular component: nucleosome. Gene Ontology annotation, molecular function: protein heterodimerization activity; structural constituent of chromatin; DNA binding.
GGGGAUAGGCUCCUCCUAGGGUACUCUUUGUUCGACAAAGGGGUCGGCCAUCCCCCGCUGCUCUGCUGGAGGCUUCUAUUCUGGUUGGUCUGGCAUGAACCGUCCCGCUCGAUCCGCGUAUAGAUAGGGGAGUGAUCAAGCUUUUCACCACAGUUUCUCUUGACGUGUCUUAGGAAACGAUCUACAUCCAAUAUGUCUGGCAGAGGCAAAACCGGCGGCAAGGCCAGAGCGAAGGCAAAGACUCGCUCUUCCCGCGCUGGGCUCCAGUUCCCCGUCGGUCGUGUUCACAGGCUGCUGCGUAAAGGCAACUACGCACAUCGCGUUGGUGCCGGCGCCCCCGUCUACCUGGCGGCUGUGCUGGAGUACCUCACCGCUGAGAUCCUGGAGCUGGCUGGAAACGCCGCCCGCGACAACAAGAAGAGCCGUAUCAUCCCCCGCCACCUGCAGCUGGCCGUCCGCAACGACGAGGAGCUCAACAAACUCCUGGGCGGAGUGACCAUCGCUCAGGGCGGCGUGCUGCCCAACAUCCAGGCUGUUCUUCUGCCCAAGAAGACCGAGAAGGCCCCCAAGUCCAAGUAAAGUAAAGCUGCUGGAAACCACCGACACAAAGGCUCUUUUAAGAGCCACAUACUCACCUCUAAAGAGCAAAACUCUUCACACACCAACGUCAUUUAGGGAUGAUUUAUGAUUGCACUUUAGCGUCAAUAUUGGAAUAGUUUUGAUGUGUCAGAUGUUCCUGUCAGUGAGUGAGGGAACCAGUGCUCAUCUGGAAUCUUGAUAUAAAUAAUACGUUCUUCAAAUUUCAAUAUGCCUAAUGUACAUGGAUCCACGGCAUUAAAGGAACAUGCCUGUAUCUGUAAAGAUUAACAGUAUAAAUGCACAAACGACACAUGUUAGUAUUUGUCAAAUGAAAAAUAAACUAUUGUGGCUAUAACAGAUUAAAUGUACCCUUCAACAUCUCACAUUCUGCAUGAUGCAAAUCUUGGGGAAGAGGUAGUGAUAAUUAUUUAUU